Molecule: messenger RNA, 1651 nt
Organism: Quercus robur (English oak)
Lineage: Eukaryota; Viridiplantae; Streptophyta; Magnoliopsida; Fagales; Fagaceae
Exons: 2
Coding region: 292-1311 (339 amino acids)
Source: RefSeq, a predicted model, not a curated record
UAGCAUUGGAUAGACACCACACAUCAUAAAUCAUGUGCAGAAUUGCCACUUGGGUUGCACCAGCCCUUGCACCCAAUCCAUCCUCUCAUUCUCUUUGAUGAAAAGACACAUUAUCCUGAACAAGAAGACAAACAAAAGACCAAAUGCCAACUCUGCAAUGAAUCUCGCCGACAAUACACUUAUCGCUGUCACCGCUGCGACUUCAACCUUCACGCCACUUGUGCUUCCUUACCGCCCACCAUCCAAUCUUCUCAAGUCCACCACCACCCAUUAACUCCCUUUUGGAAGUGGAUGUCGUUCACUUGUGACCUUUGUGCCAAAGAAGUCAAGGGUAUACCUAAUCAGUGUGCCCUAUGUGGUUUUUGGGUUCAUAAUAGUUGUGGUUCUUUGCCACGCAGACUCAAAGUUAUACGUCACAAGCACCUCCUCCACCUCACCCAUUCUUAUCUUGAAGUUAGACUCCAUCAAUCCGACUCCCGAUUCUGUCAACUCUGUGUUCAAAAGGUGAACACAAACUAUGGAUUUUACUAUUGCUCCAAAUGCGAUUUCGUUGCCCACCUCGAUUGUGCUGCGGACUACAGAAAUAGGGAGAACAUAAAUUUGCAGGAACUUAAAGAGGGGGAGAAUGAAGAUCCAGAGCUCGAUCAAUCUGUUGACUCAGCAGCUUACAAAGUCAAAAAUAUCAAAGAGAGGGAGGACGGAACUGAAAUAGCCAUAGAAAAAAUGCAACGGGUGCGUACAAGCAAUUCCCCUCCCUUUUACAGUUGUUUAAAUUGUAGCUUCUUUCUACAUGAAUCUUGUGCUAAAUUACCUAGAAAAAAACGACACCCAUUUCAUCAACACUUACUCACCCUCUUCCAUGUGAAUACGACAUUUGAGUGUUAUGCCUGUAAACGUAAUUUCAAUGGCUUCACCUAUUGGUGUGGUAUAUGCCAGUUUAAACUUGAUUUUCAAUGUAGUUUAAUCUUAGACAUCCUUACCCACCCUGGUCAUGAGCAUCAACUUCUCUCAAGCAUAGAAUCUAAACAUAAUUGCAGUUGUUGUGAUUCUAAAAUUUCCCCAAUAUUCCGUUGUACCACUUGCAAAUUUGCUUUGGAUUUCAAAUGUGCAACACUACCACAAACUGCAAGGUACAAACAACAUGAGCAUCCCUUCACUCUCCGUUAUACUGCUGAAGAUGAAUCGGGUGAAUAUUAUUGUGAUAUCUGUGAAGAAGAACGCAACUCAAAGCAUUGGUUCUACUAUUGUGCAAAUUGCGAUUAUCCUGCACAUACCAGAUGUAUUCUUGGAAAAAACCCAAAUGUCAAGUAACGCAUAUGAUGGUCACCUAUUUGGAGGUGUUAACACAUUUGACUGUCACCCACACACCAUUACUUUCAUUGAGGAAAUUAUAGACUGCCCUCGAUAUACUAGUUCUUGCAAAGAGUUGAUCUAUCAAUGGGCCCAAUGUAAUUUCUAGAUGCACUUUUAUUGUUUAUAGAAAGAAAAAUAUUGUUUAAAUUUUUAUUCUAUACUAAACAUAGUACACAGAAUUUUUGGUGCAUGAAAUCUGUAAUUCUUAUUCUAUUUAUUUUAUUUUAUUUACUUUUGAACUUAAGCUUAGCUUAUUAGGAUUGUUGUUUCGUACCUCUCAAAUGGCCACAACAUUUAA